Podarcis lilfordi (Lilford's wall lizard) is the source of this 26805-nucleotide messenger RNA. Lineage: Eukaryota; Metazoa; Chordata; Lepidosauria; Squamata; Lacertidae. The record is from the annotation of a GenBank genome assembly.
CGAGCGGGCGGCCCAUCCAAUCAGGCCGCGCCCGCCUACGGGAGGCGGAGCUUACCGGCCUUGGGCGCGUUGCUGCGCCUCCGGAACCGGGGAAGAGGCUGCUGAGGCGUUCUGAGGGGAAGAAGCGGCGGCGCUGAGGGGAGAGAAUGGCAACCAUGGCGGAGGGCUUGGAAGACCAACGGAUCCAGUUAGCGGCUUCCGACUGGCUACUGUGGGACAAGGUGCGGGAGAAGGAGGGGAGGAAUAAGCCGGGCGUGGGGGGAAGAGGGAGGCCGACCAGGAGCUCAUAUAGUGGGCGCCUGUCGGAGAUGAGAGAGCUGGGGAGUGGGGAAGGGACACCGCGGGGUCAUCCAGCCCAACCCCCUCGCGCUGCGGGAAUGAAGGCGGCGCGUUCGAAUCGCAGAAUGGUGGGGUUGGAAGGGAACCCCCGGGGUCAUCCAGCCCAACCCCCUGCAGUGCAGGAACAAAUGGGGCAUGUUAGAAUGAGAGGUUGGUGGAGUUGGAAGGGAACCCCUGUGGUUAUCCAGCCCAACCCUCUGCGCUGCAGGAAUGAAUGUGCAAGUAGCUAUAGGCAACGUCUCUGGAGGACCUCGGGGAGCUUUUCAGAAGCAUGUUGCGUAAGCUGCCUGGCCAUUCCUUACCCAAGAAGGGUGGCUAUUAGCAUUAUUAUUGUGCAUUUAGUCCUGUGGGGGCUGGCUAGGGAGUCCGUGACAGCAGGAACAGGAUUUCCUUGAGCCAGUGUGGUGUAGUGGUUAAGAGCAAUAGUCUUGUAAUCUGUGGAAUCGGGUUCGAUUCCCCGCUCCUCCACAUGCAGCUGCUGGGUGACCUUGGGCCAGUCACACUUCUCUGAAGUCUCUCAGCCCCACUCACCUCACAGAGUGUUUGUUGUGGGGGAGGAAGGGAAAGGAGAAUGUUAGCCACUUUGAGACUCCUUCGGGUAGUGAUAAAGCGGGAUAUCAAAUCCAAACUCCUCCUCUUCUUCUUCUUUUUUAAAAAUACUGUAAUAAUAAUGAUUUUUAUUAAUUUUAAAUUCCAAAAAUCCAAUAUGCACCAAAUUAUAUUAAUACCAAAUAAUAAUACCAAUUCAUAUACAAAUCAGUUACAUUUUGUUGUUGUUGUUUAGUUGUGUCCGACUCUUCGUGACCCCAUGGACCAGAGCACGCCAGGCACUCCUGUCUUCCACUGCCUCCCGCAGUUUGGUCAAACUCAUGCUGGUAGCUUCGAGAACACUAUCCAACCAUCUCGUCCUCUGUCGUCCCCUUCUCCUUGUGCCCUCCAUCUUUCCCAACAUCAGGGUCUUUUCCAGGGAGUCUUCUCUUCUCAUGAGGUGGCCAAAGUAUUGGAGUCUCAGCUUCAGGAUCUGUCCUUCCAGUGAGCACUCAGGGCUGAUUUCCUUAAGAAUGGAGAGGUUUGAUCUUCUUGCAGUCCAUGGGACUCUCAAGAGUCUCCUCCAGCACCAUAAUUCAAAAGCAUCAAUUCUUCGGCGAUCAGCCUUCUUUAUGGUCCAGCUCUCACUUCCAUACAUCACUACUGGGAAAACCAUAGCUUUAACUAUACGGACCUUUGUUGGCAAGGUGAUGUCUCUGCUUUUUAAGAUGCUUAAAAAUCUUAAAAAUCAAUGAUAUAGCCAAUUAUAAAUUCUGUAUGGCUUCCCACGUGCUAUACUUCAGGGUCUGAUUCCCUUUCAUUCUGCCUCCAGACUAUUGCUCAAACCAAAUACAAUCCAUUCUUGAUAAAAUCCCUUAUACCACAGCUACAAUGAUUAACUUCAAUUCGCAUUAACACAUACAGUAAUUUGUAAUAUAGCUCUCCUUUCUUCUUCCUGUGUGAGGUUUUAAUUUCCAUCAGUUAUUUCUUUAUCAAAUAUUAUGUCCAUAUUAAUUAUUCCUGAUCUCCUUUGUUGCCUCGGAGUUACUCUGAAGAGGUCUCUCUCUUUGUUCCCAACUCUUCUGAUGCAGCUGUAAAAUUACACUUUCAUUUUCAAACAAGGAGUCACCCAAAGUCCUGCCAAAGCCCUGGCAGGCCUCCAAGUUCUCGCCUCCACGUCCAGUUGAAACAAUUAAUUAUAAUUAUUUGUAGAGGAUUGAUCUGGUGCCCCGGCAAGUCUUCAAAGUCCAGUCCUUCCUCCCCUCAAUGAGGGGCAAGUAAAAUAAUUAACUCCGCAGAGGCUCCAACCCCUUUUUAUAAUUAUUCCAAACAUUAUUUUUUUCUCACACAGUCCCGUUUGUCAUUAUGAUAUAUAUCUGUGCUCCCAUCUCCUUCAUUUGCUUUAAAGAACAAAACUUUUAGCAUUCCCAGGCAUUCUUGGGGGGGAGGGCGGGGGGUUGCUGAGUCAUUUAUGUAACAAAGGAUUCAUAAUGAAGCGAUUGGCUCCCCCCACAAACACAUACCGUCUUUUUUGGCUCAGAUGGAGUCAUCUUUCCAAUUUAAAUCUGUACGACCUUGUAACUGUUUCAGUUCAGCAGUCCUUAGUCUUGUCCCAUCAUUACCAACAUGUGUCUCUGCAUUAAUCCUAAUGAAUCCUUUAAUGAACAGAAGUACCGCUGCUCUUAAUGGCGGCAUUGGAGGGGUUACCGAGAGGUGAAUUGCUUUGCACCCAAUCAUCUCCCUGCCUCUCACAUCCAUGUAUGAGCGAAAGCCAGGUACCAAGACUAUCCACGAGUGUAGCUUACUCCUCCUGGGCCCUGGGGGGAGUUUACAAAGAUAAUUACCCUCUUUCAUCUAUGUUUAUUGCUUCGCCAGUGGUCUCCGCUGUCGUGGGAGCUGUGCCAUUAAGGCAACCGGAAGCCAUAGGAGCAGGAUUUCCAGUAAGAGAGCAUAGAAUGGUAGAACUGGAAGAGACCCCAAGGGUCAUUUAGUCAGUGUUAGAAACAGAUAUGAAAGCUAGGAGAUAAUGGCACCUUAAGCCUAGGUUAUGGGCACAACAACGGAAUGUCUAGGCGCACUUUUUUGUAACAAGAAUACAAAGCUGAAAAUGAAUGAACUGCAGCUUAAAUGUUAUGUUCAUUUUUCACAUGGUCUAGACCUCAUCUGAAGACUGCAAAAAACAAAGCCAUACUUCCCCUGCCCGUCCCCCUAAUAUUCUUAUGAGGGUCCCUUCUCCAGUCCUCAGAGAGUGGCUGGAAAUGGGGAGGCAGAAAAAGGCUGUCCUUUCCUUCCAUUCUGCAGUUUUAAUCUGAAAUCUUAGGCGUAUUUCCGAGCUCAGGAACUGCUCAUGCAAGUGAAAUUCCCGGUCGCAAAAUGCGCCUAGAACAAUGGGAGUUUCAAACGCUGUGUCUAGUCCAGCCCCCUGCACUGCAGGGAUAAAUCUGAUUUGUUAGAAUCAUAUAAUUGUAGAGUUUGAAGGGACCCUGGGAGUCAUCUAGUCCAAUCCCUUGCAGUGCAGGACUCUCCACUAAAACAUCCGUGACAGAUGGCCAUCCAACCUCUGCUUCAAAAUCUCCAAGGAAGGCUCCUUGCACUGCAAGAACUAUGAUAUAAUAGCCAUCUUCAAAUAACUAGAGGGCUGCCACAUGGGGGAAUGGAGCAAACUUGUUUUCCCCCUGCUUUGGAGUGUAAGAACUGAACCAAUAAUGGUUUCAAAUGACAAGAAAUGAGAUUCCUCCUAAACAUCAGGAAGAACUUUCUGAUGGUAAGGGCUGUUCGACAGUGGAAUGGACUCCCUCAGGAGGGUGUGCGCUCUCCUUCCUUGAACGCUUUUAAGCAGAGGCUGGAUGGCCUUUGGCUACUCACCUACUAAAUAGAACAUGAUUUAAACAUUGCUAACCAUAGUGCCUUCAAGCAUUUACCCUUAUGAACACCGUGUUUCCUUUCUACCAAUGCCCAGUGUAUCAGCAAUGAAGACAAAGGUGAUAGUGACCCAACAUCCACUGCCCAAAUCAUCUUAUUAUGUCUGUGUUCUAUUUUUGAGUGGGUUACAUACAGUACAUACUGUACUCCACAAAAACAUGUGACUUGAGUAUCAAAAUUAAAUUUUAGAACUAUCUAGAAUAGAGGCUUUUUGUGUGUUAGUAGCAGAAUCAUUCAGCAUUCCUUGUAUUUCAAUGGGGGGCACAAUUUCAGUGGCUGUUUAAUUUCUUAUUCCAGUUUUUUUGUUUUUGCUUUACUUCGGAGAGAUUUUUAGCUAUAUGUGUAUUUAUUUAAACUUUGUAUACCCUUCCUGUCUUACAUAAAUAGCUUUUGUUUCCCCAGAUAGUUGAAAUGCCUUGCAGUACAUUUCUUACAAUUUUGCUUUGUAACAGUUUAUGUUAUCUUAAAAUUCCAGACAUUAUUCAGUGAUUUAUUUUUGAUCCUCUAGGUGGUUAAAGUUGGUGGGUACAGUACACUGUGAAAGAAACUGGUUGUGUUAUGAGUUUUGGAUCAUAAUAUUUGAUGAGCAAUCCCGUUCUAAAUUUGUAUAAUAUUUAUAUGUACUGAAAGCAGUUUUAAGCAUAAAAAACCCACAUUCAGAGGCAGUUAUGCACCAAUCACCAUACCCUGUUUCUUCUGAAAUAGUACUUUGUUGAGAAAGUGGCUUGAGGAAUGUAACCUUGGUUAAAUAUCAGAAGAUGGUUACAAAACCUAAAGUAAAGUUCAACUAAGAUCACCCUCCUGAUAAGCAGAAGAGUACUAUAUUUACUGUUACAAAACGAGGAUCCACCUGGCAAGCUAUUACGCAUACAGAUACCUCAAUCCUUGGAUGAACAGUGUGCUAGAACCAUUUGGGCAAGUUCAGGUUCAUAGGUUUCGCAAUUUCUGGACUUUGUUAUGCAUUACAAGUAUGGUAAUGUUAAUCCUGAUUUAAACCAGAAUCCACAGGAUGCCUGAAAGGUGGCAACACAAGAACGGACCUUUUCACUGGUGGCUCCAUCUUAUGGCAUGCUUGGCACCAUCAUUACAUAUCUUUAGGAAUCAGUCAUCAGCACAAUUUCUUUAUUUUUGGCCAGGCUUUUAGUUACCCAUGUUUUCUGGGAGUGGGUGGAAUGUUUUAAUGUAGCUUUUAAAAAAUAGAACUACCGUUUAGACUUUUAUUUUCUUUAUCCCCAGUUUUAAUGUAUCUGUUUGCUUGCUUGUUUUUACUGCAAAUCCCUUGGAGUUACUUUGGUAAAAAAAAGCAACCUAUGAAUUUUAUAAACAGCAAUAAUAAUGGUAGCAACGUCUGCUUUCUCAUUGACCAACAAAAAAAGCUACAGUACUGCCGACUUCCGUCCCUAUUAAUCCCGAGACAAGGAGUGACUGAUUGCAGUCCUAUUGCCUUCAAUGGGUUUACUGCAUUUCCAUGUUUUUAAUAUGCCUCUGUGCAAUUUGUAGUUUAGUGAUAAAAGGGCGAGACUUUGGAAGCCUUUAGUUCAAAUUUAACCUCAAAGCUGAACCUGGAUAUGACAGCAGGUGAUCUGUUUAUUUUACAAAAUUUUAAUGCCAAAUGUUUUGUGGAACAGAGAGCCAUGGUCUGAAUGUAGAUGAAAGCAAGAUUUAAGGUUUAAUGAGCUUCUUGUGGAAGGACAGUGGGUCCGCUGCUGGAAAGACCCUGAUUCUAGUGAAUGCCAAGCUUGGUGCUGUUAGCAGGGCUUCAGUUCACACUUAGAGCAGUAUCCUACCACAGUAAACCGUCAUGGCUUCCCCCAAAGCAUUCUGGGAAGUGUAGUUAGUUAAAGAUGCUGAGAGCUUCAAUUUUCAGAGUGGUUUAACACUUCUUCCCAGGGCACUCUGGGAACUGUAGCUGCAUGAAGCCAAUAGGGGUCUCCUAACAGCACCCUAAGGGACGCGGGUGGCGCUGUGGGUAAAACCUCAGUGGCUAGGACUUGCCGAUCGCAUGGUCGGUGGUUCGAAUCCCCACGGCGGGGUGAGCUCCCGUCUUUCGGUCCCAGCUCCUGCCCACCUAGCAGUUCGAAAGCACCCUUAAGUGCAAGUAGAUAAAUAGGUACCGCUUUAUAGCGGGAAGGUAAACGGCGUUUCCGUGUGCUGCUCUGGUGCCGGUUCGCCAGAGCAGCUUCGUCACGCUGGCCACGUGACACGGAAGUGUCUGCGGACAGCGCUGGCUCCCGGCCUCUAGAGUGAGAUGAGCGCACAACCCUAGAGUCUGUCAAGACUGGCCCGUAUGGGCAGGGGUACCUUUACCUUUACCUAACAGCACCCUAUAGUUCCCGGGAUUCUUUGAGGAAAGCCAGAGCUGCUUAUAAAGUGAUGCGAUGCUGCUUUAAAUGUAUAGUGCAGAUGGAGCCACUGACAAUCUGUGGCAAAUCAUGUGGUAGGAGAUUCUCCCCGAGUGAAGUGCUUUGGAUGCCCAAAGCGUUUCAACUGACUGCUAAGUAGGAGAGUGAGUGAGUGAGUGUUAGAUCAGGCUGCAAGUAUCAUUGUUAUUAAGCACCUCUUUGCCCAGCAAGUGUGGAAUAAUCUGAGUUUUAGCUACUGUAUUGAUUUCUGCAUGCAUGCAUUUCAGUUAUAUUUAUUCCUCCUACCAGGAUGCAAAUCCUUCCAAGGUGGCUUUACAAAGCAAAAAAAGCAAACAAAACACUCCCCUUUCCAUUGUGCCUUUUGGAUUGGAAGCCAGAGGGCAAAGACUGUCUUAUGGUCGAUGCUUGUGAGCUGGUCUAGGAGCCUUUUGGGGGGCUGAAGAGCAGAAUGGUUCAGAUUUUUAAUGUAGAACACUUCCAGCACAAAGUCUUGGGGCCAACUUUCUUUGAAGCUGCAGUCGUCAGCUGUAAUCUUUACAUUCAGCACAGAAGGCCAAAUGUAAAGAUUCUCAGUAUUUCAAGAGCUCUAAUAUGUUCCAUCUGGCUUCCUAUAAGAUAAUUGUUGUAUGAUUCUGGUCUUGAGGAACAAUUAGUGACAACGAAUCUUCUUGUGGUUUGUAUCCCCCUCUUUAAAACAAAAAACAAAAACCAUCUGGAUUUGGGCAAACAGUCUCUGUAUUGUCUGAAUGUUUCGGCUCGGUACUGUAAAUACUUCUGUGAAGUGAGUUGCCUAACUCAGCAACAGGUUUGAGCACAUGACUCCUUUCCUGUAUUGCUUCUCUAGAGCUGCCUUUAGUUGUUAGGCAAGUGCUGGACAUAACAAGGCACUUUGUAAAUGCCAUAAGUACAUGUGGAGCAACAUGUCUGUAUUGUGAUAUGAAAAAGAAUCUCACGGCCAUCUAAAAAUAGGCAACGUCAUUAAACUGUCAGGCAUCCAUUAGGGUUCAAUGAUAUCACGGUAGUUUUGCAUUCAGUCACUAUUUGAGGACUGUAAUUGUGGCUAUGGGCAUUUGCUCGAGUUGCUUAUGAAGUUUGGGCCCUUCCAGCACUGUGAAAAGUAUACCAGAAGGCAUAGUGUGGCUCCUAUCCUACAUCACCACUACUCCUGUUUUUAGAAAAAAUGAUUCUGUUUUCCUUUGGACCACAUCAGCAAGGCCAAGAGGGGGUUCUUGUUGUCUGGGCAGCCCAGGGGCCCCAUACACACUGCCCAGGCUUGUGAACCAUGGUAGGUCACUUUGGUGGUGCUAAUGCAGAAUAAUAAUAAUAAUAAUAUAUUAUUUAUACCCCACCCAUCUGGCUGGGUUUCCCCAGCCACUCUGGGCGGCUUCCAACAAAAUAUUAAAAUACAAUAAUUCAUCAAAUAUUAAAAGCUUCCCUAAACAGGGCUGCCUUCAGAUGUCUUCUAAAUGUCAUAUAGUUGUUUAUUUCUUUGACAUCUGAUGGGAGGGCGCCACUACCGAGAAGGCCCUCUGCCUGCUUCCCUGUAACUUUGCUUCUCGCAGGGAGGGAACUGCCAGAAGGCCCUCGGCGCUGGACCUCAGUGUCCGGGCAGAAUGAUGGGGGUGGAGACGCUCCUUAAGUUAUACUGGGCAGUUUGACUUCACCCCGUGAGGCGCACUUAUUGUCUCUCGAGACAGACAGAUGCCAACGAUAAAUGGCCCCUGGUCCUGGCCUGGGUUGUUGGGUGUUGAACAGAGAGUGUCUCCUUCAGUUGCAUUUUGUAAGGAAACGUCAGUAUUGGUGCUGGCCAGAAAGCUGACUUUUAUGAAAGCUGCUCCCUUACAGACCCUUCAUGGACAAACUUCUGAUAAGCUUUCAAGGAACCCCUGAAUUUCUCUGAAUUGGAUUCCCUAGAAUAAUGGAAGUCUUGCAGUUACACUCUUUCCAUUGUAAGACUUGCUUCCCUCAAAAAAAUUGGCAAAGUAGGUAUGGUUUUCCAUAAAAGGUGCCCUAAAUUCUGGGCUCAAAAUUAAACCCUGGUGAAAUCUUUUUCCUUUACAGAAUUCCAAAACCAGAGACAAUGUAAAGUAUCUGCUUGCAAAUCAGAGUACAGAAGAACUCAGAAAAUGUUUUGGUUCACGGAUGGAAUUUGGGACUGCCGGCCUCCGAGCACCUAUGGGAACAGGAACAUCUCGGAUGAAUGAUUUGACUAUUAUUCAAACUACUCAGGUACCAGAUUUAAACAAACAGGUCUUUAUUUUUCUUUAAAAGUACUGUUUGCCUGUUUUUCAAAGAAUGGUUGUAAUUGACAGAAAGUUGAGUGCCUCUCUCAUUAUCAAUAAGUCAAGCCCAUCGAACUUUCUCUGGUUUGUACCCAAAGUUUGUAAUAAUUACAAUAUGUUGAGACUCAAAUAAUUGAAACCAUUUCAGUGGCUUAAUCAUGCUUUUCUUUAAUGGGUAAGCAUACCAUUAAUGUCUCUGCAACUAUUUGUAAUGAUUGGUUGUUUAAAAAAAAAAAUCACACCAAAGCUUUAGAGAAAUUAAACUGCAUCUCAAAAUGGCCAUCAUUUUCCACUGGAACACCUGUUCAGUUUGCAAGAUUAAAAUGAGCUUUUAGAAAUAGUUUCUCCGCUAUUUGGAGGCUAAAUCUUCCGAUUUGGGAGGGUUUUUCCUGAAGGUGGCUUAUAAAUUUUUGAAAUAACAUAAAGUCUGGAUUGAAUGUUAGUGAGAUAUGUGUUGAAGCGUAGGCACAGAAAAAUACCAUCAGAGUGUUGCAAGGCAUAUGCAAUUGCCACAUUGCUGCAAGGAUUGUAAGAUAGCAGAUCACUAAAUUGACCUGAAUAAAUAUCCAGGUGGAGCACUAAUUGGGAGAUUGCACAAGCUGUUUGCAUUAUUUGUGCCACAGACAGGCAAAGUCCCACAGCCCAGCUAUGUUGCUCUUCUCAGAUGACCAGAAAACCAUUCAACAAACAUGGCAGCAAUUUACAUGCAGUCAUCAUCAUCAUCAAACCCUUUAUUGGCAUCACAAACAAACAUCCAAAAAAAACACACAAUAAAAAACAAUACAGAAUUACCACUUCCCCAGUGGCACAAAACAUUUGCUAAAAGAAAGGAGGCAGAGCGGUCUAUCGUCACAUCUCUAGGUCUCCAGGGAGAUCAGACAUCUGCAGUGUAUUUCGACGACAAAAAACCAAAUAGAGAUAUUCAGCCACUAACUUGGUGAGCUCCUGAUCAUUCCCCAGUAAUAGAAAAUGUAUGACCUCCAACUCUGGUUUCCAUUUGGGGAUACAGAGUAGAUCUAGAAAUUGCUGAUGGAGAUCAGCAUAUAGUUUACAAUUAAGAACCAUAUGUGUAAGGGUUUCCACCAGGUGGUCUUCACAUGGGCACUGAUGGUGCAAGUGUUUCAUGUUUAUCAUGCAUACAAAAAGAUGGCACUGCUGUCUUAGAGUCAUUUUUGCAGCAACUGGGAGCCAGCAUGGGGCAAUCCUUCCCAGCUUAAGUGCAGCCUCACAGCAGACUAAGAUCAACAUCCCGCUCUUCCCAGAUUUUCAGGCAUAAAUCUUGCCCCCCCCAAAAAAAAUCAUCUGAUUAGCACAGACAAGUAUUGCUCAGCUGCUCAUUGAGGAUUCUGUAAUAAGAACACAAUUCCCCUUUCGUGUUGUGUAUAUAAGAGAGCACAUAACUUGCACCACGGUCAUUUACAUUGGCACAUAUGUGCAGUAUAAAAAGAAUAACUCUGCAAUGCUUGCACAAAAUCAUGGCUUAUAGCCAGGGUGGAUUUGAUUUAAAUCAAAUCGAUUUAAAUCACGAUUUAAAUCACUAGUCAGUAAGACUUGAUUUAAAUCAGUAGUCAGUAAGACUUGAUUUAAAUCUUUUUUUUUUUUACAGAAAGACUCAUUCAUGCUGGUAUAAUCUUAAUAUUUACAACCAGAUGAAGGUUUCAUUUUUGGAAUAAUAAAUUCUCAGAGUAGUUUUACAGUUAUAUCAAAAAUUACUGAUGUGGUUAUACUAUUAGAAAUACAUAGACAGAUAAUUCUGAAAUUAUUGUGAGGUUUAAUAAGUUAACUGUUUAUACUUGGACAACUUUUCUGCUGUACUUUAUUGGAAGGAGAAAAAUAAUCAUUUCCUUAAUAACAUUUUAAACAAUUUAUUUAACUGAAAAAAUAACAUUAUAGCAUAUGUAUUCAUGUUUGUUAUCUGAUGUGGUUAAAUGAUUUUUUUAAAAAAAAACUUAGACUGAGUUUUAGCACACAUGAAAAACUUAAAACAAAUUCUUAUUUCCUGAUAAAUAGCCUUUGGACUAUAAUGUAACUUAAAUAGAAAACUAUCUUUAGAAAGAUUUUUCCUCCCAAAGCGUUUUAUUUUAAAAAUCCAAUUUAAAUUUUAAAAAUCCCAUUUAAAUUAAAAAAUCCAAUUUAAAUUUUAAAAAUCCAGUAUUUGUGUGUGUGUGUCAUUGAUUUUUUUCCACCCUGCUUAUAACAUUGCAUUGGCCACCCUGCUCCAGCACACCAUACUGUAAGCACCUUACUUGCAGAGGCAGUAGAUACUGGGAUUAGGUUGGUAAAAUGCAAUCCUCAAAGUUACUGUAGUAGGUAUUUCCUUAAGUAUGACCUGAGGUUUUCAAUCUCUUUAUCUUACCUGAUCAAAAGGCUCUUCCUUGUUAACAGCAUUUCUUUUUGGGAAAAGGUAUGCUUUGUAGAAAAGGGGAUUUGCAUGUUGGUUCGUCUUUCGUCUUUUCAUUCUUAGAUUUUUGUCCCCAAGAUGAUGCUUUAAAAGCCACUUGCGGGGGAGAGGAGACAUAUUUUUUGGAACAUGGGUGAAAGGUGAAAGCUCACCAAGUUGUUUCUGCCUCCACUCUUCUGCCCUCGAGGCAAGCUUCUUCACCAGGAGCCCUGUAAUAUAUUCAUUUCAGGACGCCGCAACUUCUUCACUUUGCAAGCAAUAGCUUCCUCUUCCUUUGUUCUGUAGAAGAUGUGCAAAGUUAUAUGACGGACUUUCAAAACUGCUGGCGCUUUGUAUGCUUCCGUUUCUAGGGAUUCUGUAGGUACCUCGAAAAGAGCUUCAGUGACCUGAAGAAAAGAGGCGUUGUGAUUGGCUACGACGCUCGCGCUCAUCCUCCAAGUGGCGGUAGCAGCAAAAGGUAUUCUUAGCAACUGCUACAAUGAUUUGUUCAUGACAUGCUUGAUUUGCCAUAGAUGGAGAAGGGGCCCACUCAGAAUGAACUUAUUUCUUGACUUAAACUUAAGGGAAAGUCUGUGCCAUGAUGAGCUGAUAAGAUUGAUUGAUUGAUUUUUUAAAAUCCCAUCUUUUCUAAAAAAUAUCACUAUUAAAACAAUAAAAAUAUUAAAAUUUGAUGGAUCUGGCUGCUCCAGUCGAGUAUCUUUCUUCUUUAGGUAACUGGGGCAAAGAAUAAUAAAAUGAAAUGAAUUAAAGCUGUAAUUUGAGGCACGCUUGCUAAGGAGUGAGGUCUAUUUUAUUGGGAUAUAUCUCCCAAGUAAGGACACUUAAGAGUAUGUAAGAUUUAUGGGAAGUUGUUUUAGUCUAUUCUAUUGCGGUUGUUUUAACUUCCUUUAUGUUUUAAUUUGCAGUUGUAUUUUUUAGUGAUGAUUUUAUUGUUUUAUAUCUUUUUGUAAACUGCAUUGUAGAAAAAUCCUCAAUCAAGCAGCAUAUAAAUUUUAUGAAAUACAUACAUAAUAUCAUUAUUGGUAAGAAGUGUACAGUGGUGCCUCGCAAGACGAAAAGUAUCCGUUCCGCGAGUCUCUUCGUCUUGCGGUUUUUUCGUCUUGCGAAGCAAGCCCAUUAGCGGUUUAGCGGAUUAGCGCUAUUAGCGGCUUAGCAGGCUUAGCGGAUCAGCUGAUAAGCGGCUUAGUGGCUUAACGGAUCAGCUGUUAAGCGGCUUAGCGAUCAGCUGUUAAGCGGCUUAGCGGAUCAGCUGAUAAGCGGCUUAGCGGCUUGGGAAAAAGGGGGGGGAAGGGAAAAAAACCCGCAGGAACUCGCAAGACAUUUUCGUCUUGCGAAGCAAGCCCAUAGGAAAUUCGUUUUGUGAAGCACCUCCAAAACAGAAAACCCUUUCGUCUAGCGGGUUUUUCGUCUUGCGGGGCACCACUGUACUGCACUGUACUGUACUGUACUGAAAACCCAGAAGGUGUUUGUUCCACAAACUGCUCUGCUGUACUCUGCUGCCCCCUGGCUGCCAGAGAUCCCUCCUUUAUUUCAUUAUGUUGUGGAGAAAAAGCAGUGCUUGCCUGGCAACUAGGGGGUGAGCCGGGUUUCCUUUCGGAACUGAGGAACAACUUAUAGUUGUUUAAAAGCCCUGGCUACACAACCAGAUUGGUUGGCUUUAAUAGCCAGGGCUUGGUCCUCUUCAUAUGUUAACAUCAUACUUUUUCUGUCAUGCACAGAGACUUUAUCUCCAUACUAGAUGUAUUUUGUAGCCCAUGAAAAGCACUGGGAAGAAACUUAUCAUAUGUAGGUCACCCGAUUCAUGUCCUUGUGUUGGAGAACUUGGCCGUGCUGCUGUCCUUCAUAGAUUGCUAAAUGCAUGCUGUUUGCAGGGUGGGUGCCGGCAAACGUAAUGCAUGAAUAUCAACUAAAUGGCACCUAGGCUCAGUGCAGUACUUCUUCGAGUUUUGCAAGAGGAUUCCUUCCUUGUUUUCAAAUUAUUAUGUUUCUCGCCAAUAGAUUUGCAAGGCUUGCUGCGACAGCAUUUAUCAGUCAAGGCAUUCCUGUGUACCUUUUCUCCAACAUCACACCGACUCCUUUUGUGGUAGGUCAUUAGCCUCCUUGCACCCCAGUUAUGCUACUUAUACAUUGAUAGAAGGGUCAGUAGAUAAAUAUAAUUUAUUGUGAUGUUACACACACACACACAGAGAGAGUUGUACCUUGGAAGUCAAAUGGAAUCUGUUCUGGAAGUCCGUUCGACUUCCAAAACGUUCGGAAACCAAAGCAUGGCUUUUGAUUGGCUGCAGGAAGUUCCUGCAGCCAAUCGGAAGCCCUGCUGGAUGUUUGGCUUCCAAAAAUAGUUCGCAAACCGGAACAGUCACUUCUAGGUUUGCGGCAUUCGAGAGCCAAAACUAUACUGUUCGAGAACUAAGGUAUGACUGUUUUUGCCAUGAGAUGAGGUCAAACUAAAACUAGUUAUGAGAUCGUUAGUUCUUUUUAAAAAAAUCAACUCUGAUUAAUUUUAAGAGAGCCAUCUACCGUCUGCAAUUGGUUCUUCUGCUCAUUGCUUUCUCUGUGCUUUGGAGACCUUCCACUUUUUUUGCAGAUUGUGACAUAGAACUUACCUGUGAUGUGGGCUGAGAUGAAGGUCUCUGCCUAUACUUGCUGUUGUUGAUAGAACAGGCCAGAUAGGAAGCACCUUUUAUUGGAGUGCCAUCCCUGAUGGUCAUUCCAUAGCAUCUUGAUUGAAUUGGUGUUACGCAGGAGAAAUUUAAAAAUCAUGCGUUCUUGAUACCAAAGGUAUGCAUGUUGCUAAUCCAUCUGGAUACUUCAGUGUGAUGUAGCAGCAGGCAUGCUGUGCUUGGUCCAGAAAGACAUUGAUUCAAGUCCCCACUCAGCCAAAAAGUGCACUGCAUGUCUCUGGACAAAUAGUUACCUUGUUGGGAUACUGCUGGGGAGACGGGGGCAUCAGGCAGGCCCCCAGCUGGCUCCAGCCACCAGCCAGCAGCCGGGCGAUCACCGGUCUCCCUUGGAACAGCAUCAAACAGCAACACAAGCCUCAGAUACCUUUAGAGACUUGACACGCUCUAUAGCAGAGUGAAUAAAUCUUCUUACAAUGGAAGUGGCGGACAGAGACAUUUGUAAGCAGUAUUUACAGGCAUUUAUUCAGCAUAGUUAAGGAACAAAGGAAAAACAUGUCUUCUUCCCUUCGUGUCCAGCAAACAGCAAUAUAGCAAAAGCAACAUACAAACGGAAGUUCCCAGCAGACUGUGCUGGAAGUAAACAGGCAUGUGACACACAACAGACAUGCCUGUUCCUUUUAAGGUGGAACGGAACUAUAUCCUAACAUAACUUUCACCCGUCCCUCUUUCACAGUGUUGAAGUUAAAAUGUAAUUCCUAUGUAUCACAUAAACAGAGAUCAGUUUAAAUAGAACAAGGCUUUCACUAUUUCACUGAAAUUCUAAAAAGUGCUCCAAAUUCAGGGAGACUGUAGUAGCAGGCUGUUUGAUAACUGGUGACCGGGACGCGUGGGGGAAAUUGGAAGAGAUAGCUUUUUCUGGACUGAACUUUAUAGCUUCAUGUAUACUGUACUGAGAUUCUUAGAAUGUGGGAGAGAGGAAUAAAUAUUUUCUAAAAACUGUGAAGGAAACAGGGCAGUUGCUCCAGGCAGUCUUCUUCCAUUUUAAGAUUACUUUAUUUGCUUAUUUUCCACAGCCUUAUGCAGUGACUCACCUGAAACUUUCUGCUGGAAUUAUGGUUACCGCAUCUCAUAAUCCAAAAGAAGACAAUGGAUACAAGGUAUUCUCCUCCUCUUCCCUUGGUGUGUGAUUCCUGCAGUUCUACUGCAUGUGCUGAGCUGCUGCACUUGACUUGCCUGGCCUCCUCAUUCUCCAUCCCACAUUUUUGUCCCCAAUAUGUCCCAGUUUCCCAGAGUUCAGGCCCCAGCUGUCUCAGUUGCUACCACCAACCAUGUCAUCUGCUCCUACUUCAUGGUCAUUGCUUGCUCAAUUUCUGUCACCGCUUCUGCCACAUUCAGACCUGCCACCCCACAAACCAGCUCUAUGGUGCAUGGCUGCCUCACAGCUCUAAAACUAUCUGUUUAUACAUCUCUAUGCUUUUUGGUUUCUUAGAAUUCCAGGGCAACACCUGGUACUUUCAGCUACUAAGUACCGUAUUUUUCGCUCUAUUACACGCACCGGACCAUAAGACGCACCCAGUUUUUAGGGGAGGAAAAAAAGAAAUAAGAAAGCAACACAAAGCCUCCUGAGCGAAGAGGGAGCGCUCCUCCGUCUUUGCUCAGGAGGCUUUGCAGGGCUAUCCCUGAAGCCAGGAGAGCAAGCAGGAUCGGUGCACACUGAUCCCUCUUGCCCUCCUGGCUUCAGCGAAAGCAUUCCCCUCCACCUCCCGCAAGAGCCGUGCACUCUCUAAAGGGAGCUGUGCGCUCUGUCCCUUCCCCCACCUCCCACAAAAGCCAGGGAUAUCCGUGCAAAGCCUCUGCAGGGGAGCGGCAUGAAGGCUCCCCGCUGCCCUGUGGAGGCUUCCCGCCGCUAAGGCAGAAGCUAGAACAGCGAGAGGGAACACUGCGCAGCGCUCCCUCUAGCUGUUCUGGCUUCUGGGGUAGCCUCCGCAGGGCAGAGGGAUGAAGGCAUUCCCUCCAUAAGAUGCACACACAUUUCCCCUUUUUAGGAGGGGAAAAGUGCGUCUUACAGAGCGAAAAAUACGGUAGAUACAUUAUAAUGAAGCUUCCAUUAACAGAUAAUCUGCAUAUAUUCUCUGUGUUACUUAGGUUUAUUGGGAAAACGGCGCUCAGAUAAUUUCACCUCAUGAUAAAGGAAUUGCUCAAGCUAUUGAAGAAAACCUAGAGCCGUGGCCUCAAGCUUGGGAUGACAGCCUGAUUGAUAAAAGUCCCCUACUCCACGAUCCUUACGCAUCUAUUAACAAGGACUACUUUAAGGACAUACAGAAGCACUGCUUUCACAGGUAAACUGUCAGGGAUGACUUUUCUUCCUUCUUGGGGAUAAAUCUAUAUUAUUUAAUUUUAGUGCAACAGGAUUAAAAUUGAAAGAAAGUUGCAAGUAGGUUUCCACACGCAGAAAUGGGAAUUUCUUUUGUCCAUUGGGAGAAAGGUGGGACAAACUUCUGAUGAGGGAUGUAGGAUGAAAGAAAGAAAGAAAGAAAGAAUCUUUAUUUGCAUCAGCCAUCGGCCAUAGCAAUAAAACAACAAUACGAUAUACAAAGAAAUAAAAAGUCAGUUAUAUAAAAUACAUUUUAGGGUUUUGAAUCAAUAAUCAAAUAGUGGAUCUUAUUCUGAUUGCCCCAGCUAAAAACCUUGCAGCCUUUGCUGUCAUCUGCUCAUCUUGAUUUGCCAAGAGAAAGGACAGUAUGACAGUGGCUAGGUGACCCAGAAUGGAUGAUAAAAGAGGGGUGAUAACCUCAUUCCUCAAGUCUUUAUAAAGAGUGCAAGCCAGAAGGACAUGCGUCACUGAUUCGGUACUGCCAUCUCCACAGGGACUGAUGAGGGAUGUAGGGAAGAAAAGACGAAAGGUUGUCUUAAUUAUCACUAGCAAGCGACAAUCCCUUAAAAAUGAGUAGGAGUGUCAAAUGGUGAGGUGGCAGCUGGUAAGAGGAGUUCAUGUUAUUAAAAUCUCGGCUGAUGGCCUAACGUAGAUAGACAGUGCCUGCUUGACCCUUGAAAGGAAGGCAACUUGUGGCGAGUCCAUUUUUCCUUUCUCAGCCGCUAAGGAAAGGCAUUCAGGACAGGAAUGUCCCAAACUUCAGAUCUGUGUGUUUCCCUUUGUUCAUCUGUUUCCGUUCUUCAUUCCCUGCCUUAUCCCAUAAGACAUCUAAGCAGGUACUAUAGCAGUGCCAGCAGAGAGGAGAUACACAGAAAGAGUUGCACACACGUUGUAACCGCUUUGCAACUGUGUGUGCAUGCAGGAACGUCUUCGCAACAUUGCUUGAAUACACAGUCUGCUUACAUCAGUUGUGUGGCCUGGAGUUGAGAAUCAGGCAACUCGUAAGCGGCUUUUUUAAAAAAACAAGUUUUAGUGAAAGAGGAUACAGUACAGUGCAUUUCUUUGUUAUUAGCAGUAAACAAGCUCAUGCCAAUGUAAUGUCAUUGAUGUACUUAAUUUCAGGAAUAUAAACAAGGAGACAAAGCUGAAAUUUGUCCACACUUCUGUGCACGGUGUAGGCCAUGAGUUUGUGCAGUCCGCCUUUAAGGUGUUUGACUUUAGCCCUCCAUUUGCUGUUCCUGAACAGAAGGAGCCUGAUCCAGAAUUUCCAACAGUAAAAUAUCCAAACCCUGAGGAGGGGAAAGGCGUACUGGUAAAACACAAUUUAGUCAAAAUUCUUUCUUCUACCUUUCUUUUGCGCCACUUCAAACCUUUCCUGAUAACCUAUAAAUCUUCUAAAUGUAUAUUCUUUUUUUAAAGACAUGUACUCACAUCUUUUGAAAAAGCCAUCAAACAUCUUUUCUUCUUCCUCUUCUCUCUCCUUGCUGUAUCCUGAGGACAACUACAUGUUAAUUUCAUGGAAUCAAAAAUUUGAUGUGUUCCUUUUUUCUGCAAGAGGUGCAAUUAAAAUAAUGUGUGAAUCAGCACCAAAUUGUCUCUUUCUUUGGCAUGUACCAUAUUUUUCGCUCUAUAGGACACACCUUUUCCCCUCCAAAAAUGAAGGGGAAAUGUGUGUGCAUCCUAUGGAGCAAAUGCAGGCUUUCGCUGAAGCCUGGAGUGCCCGCCGGGCUCCCAAGGCUUGCGGAUAGCAGCCUGCAUCCCGAAGCCUGGGGCGCGCUGUGCAGCGCUCCCCGGGCUUCGGGCAGAUAUCCGUAAGCCUUGGGAGCUUGGCGGCGCUCCCCCCCCCCUGCCAGCCCCAAAGAGCAGGUCGAAAGGAACCCUAAGCCUCCAGAGCCCAGCGGGAACUCCUUGAACGCACCUUGAACGCACAGAACGCACCUUGACUUAGAGGGGGAGAACAAGAAAAAAAAAUUCCUGUUCUCCCCCUCCUAUGGUCCAGUGUGUCCUAUGGUCCGGUGCGUCCAAUAGAGCGAAAAAUACGGUAGUUUCAGGGUUUGAGCCAAACUUUCCCAUCUUUGUCAGCAAAUAGGCCUCUUGUAUUAUUAUUGGCAUAAAAUGCAUUGAAUAUAUUUCUUUUCUUUUUAAAAUGUUACUGCUUUGGGGCUCUUCACUUUCCUGUUCUUUUUUAGACACUGUCUUUUGCCUUGGCCGAAAAAGAAGGAGCUCGGAUUAUUUUAGCCAAUGACCCAGAUGCUGAUCGACUUGCUGUUGCAGAGAAACAAGAAAGGUAUGGUUGCUUGCUUUGGUGAUUUCAGUGUUUAACAACAAUUCAAUUGUUGAAAAUGCCCAAGAGCUAUUUAUGUAAAUGUAUAUUAUCUGUUGGGACGCGGGUGGCGCUGUGGGUUAAACCACAGAGCCUAGGACUUGCCGAUCAGAAGGUUGGAAGUUCGAAUCCCCGUGACGGGCUGAGCUCCCGUUUCUCGGUCCCUGCUCCUGCCAACCUAGCAGUUCGAAAGCACAUCAAACUGCAAGUAGAUAAAUAGGUACCGCUCUGGCGGGAAGGUAAACGGUGUUUCCAUGCGCUGCUCUGGUUCUCCAGAAGCGGCUUAGUCAUGCUGGCCACAUGAACCGGAAGCUGUACGCCGGCUCCCUCAGCCAAUAAAGCGAGAUGAGCGCCGCAACCCCAGAGUCGGUCACGACUGGACCUAAUGGUCAGGAGUCCCUUUACCUUUAUAUCAUCUGUUGCCUUACUUUUCUUUUGACUACUGUCAAAAGUGUUGGCAGUAGAUGCUCUUGAGAAUAAUAAUAAUAAAAAAUGUAUCUUAAAUCAGUUUCUUUUAAAAAAUACUUACACACCCAAUAUUUGUGGAAAAACAUGUCAGUUUGCAUUUCUUAGUUCAGAAAGUAUUGAUCUGAUGUGUAGAGAUCUUCCCCAUUCUAAUUAAUUCAAGAAGCUUCUCUGUGUGAAAGAAGCAAUCAGAAGAUUCCUGAUAUUUGGGUUAUUCCUUUAGAGAAGCUGAGUACAGCUGGCUUUAACCGCUUCUCUUAUCUCUUCCUGUCAAGGUCAUGCAGACUAUAAUAGUCAGGCCAGAAGGAGCCUGCGUUUCACUUUCUCUUUCUAUCUCUUUUCCUUCUGGUGUGGUGUUCUGCACAUAGUAUGCUUAGUAUUAAGGUUUAGACUUAUUGUAAGUUAUUGUAAGUUUCAGUUAAGUCUGCUGCCAUUGGAUUUCUUAUAGACAGUGCCAUUCCCGAAUGUAUUGAAUUUGUGACCAUUAUGCUCAUCUGGCUUCAGCAGCAGUGAAGCUCUGCUGGAUGAAAUAUAAUUGCCUCUGGUCUAUUUUUGGGGAAUCCUGCAACGUGCUUUAAGUUGUUACUCUGCUAACUAUACAUUGGAAUCUACUCUGGAUCAAUAUUGAGUAGAAUGACAUGACAAAUAAAAGUGCACACUCUGUAUCUACCGUAUUUUUCCGUCUAUAAGGCACCCCCAUGUAUAAGACGCCCCCAGUUUUGGGGGACUCGGAUUUAAGAAAAUAGGGGGAGCCACUAUCUGUGUAUGACGCCCCCUAAUUUCGGACAUUAUUUUUUAGGAGGGAAACCUAGUCUUAUACACGGAAAAAUACGGUAUAUCCCUUUGGUUUUGGAACUGCAACCUCAGCACAAUUUCUUUACUGUAGUUCCUAUCAUUUCUUUACGUUAAGCUGUUGAGCUACUGUCUCUCUAACCAUCUAAACUUGUUCUGUCCCUCAGUGGAGAAUGGAAGGUGUUUUCUGGCAAUGAAUCAGGAGCUCUUUUGGGCUGGUGGAUCUUCACUUGCUGGAAAAAGCAGAAUCAGGAACCCGCUGCCAUCAAAGAUGUAUACAUGCUUUCGAGCACAGUGUCCUCCAAAAUCUUAAGAGCAAUCGCACUCAAGGAAGGAUUUCACUUUGAAGUAAGCCGUUUGGGGGCAGGAGAGAAGCAUAUUUCAUUUUCCUGUAGACAGUGUUCUGACUGAAAUCUUGUUCUGCACAGGAAACCUUAACAGGAUUCAAGUGGAUGGGAAACCGAGCCAAGCAGCUCAUGGACCAGGGGAAAACGGUCUUAUUUGCCUUUGAAGAAGCGAUUGGUAAUAAGUAUUCCAUAACGCAGAGUGGUUUAGACUGAAAUAUUUUACAGAGAUAGGCAUCUGUUUAAUGUACCAUGUACUCUUGUGGGUUUUUUGUUUUUUUUUACUGGUCUUGAGAACUGAUUACCUGUAGUACAGUGGUAUCUUGGUUCUCAAACUUAAUCCGUUCCAGAAGUCUGUUCCAAAACCAAAGCGUCCCAAAACCAAGGCGCACUUUCCCAUAGAAAGUAAUGCAAAAUGGAUUAAUCCAUUCCAGACUUCUAAAAUGAAAGCAAUAAACAAUGUACUAUACUAUAAAAUAAAUAAGACGGUAUUGUAGAUGAUAAAAAUUAAAAUGAAAAAAAAUCUUACCUACACUGAUGAUAGUCAUUGUUUGGAUGGCAGGCUUUUAUCCACUUCCGCAGUCACAGAAUCAAUCAAUCAAUCAAUCAAUCAGUAGCUGAACUGGGUUCCACCCAGUCACAAAAACAAAUUAACCGGAAAAGCCUCAAAAACAUGCAAAAUACAUAGCAAAAACAAAAGCGCCAAACUUCAUCCGUUCCGGAAGUCCGUUUGAUUUCCAAAAUGUUCAAAAACCAAGGCGUAGCUUCUGAUUGGUGCAGGCGCCCCGGAAACAGUAGCCAACAGCUACAUCGGACAUUCAGCUUCCAAAAAGUGUUUCAAAACUGGAACACUUACUUCUGGGUUUUUGACGUUUGAGAACCAAGGUACCACUGUACAAUGAGGUGCAUACUGUCUGCAUUUAUGCUGAUGAGAGUAGGAGAAAAUGCUUGCCUACUGAUAGCUCAGGAAGAUAAUGUUCAGAUGCUAACUGUUUCUAAGCUUUGGCUUUAAAAUGGGGCUGCUUAUUUCAGCAUAACACUGUGGGUUAAACCACAGAGCCUAGGGCUUGCCGAUCAGAAGGUUGGCGGUUCAAAUCCCCGCGACGGGGUGAGCUCCAGUUGCUCGGUCCCUGUUCCUGCCAACCUAGCAGUUCGAAAGCACAUCAAAGUGCAAGUAGAUAAAUAGGGACCACUCUGGCAGGAAGGUAAACGGCAUUUCCGUGCGCUGCUCUGGUUCGCCAGAAGUGACUUAGUCGUGCUGGCUGUACGCCGGAACCCUUGGCCAAUAAAGCGAGAUGAGCGCUGCAACCCCAGAGUCGGUCACGACUGGACCUAAUGGUCAGGGGUCCCUUUACUUAAAAUACCACCACUAAGCAAUUUCCCUCCCUAAGUAUAAUAAUGCCCAAUAAUCAAUAAAUAUAUGAUAGUACUUGAGGGUUGGGAUACCAUGCUGCAAUUAACUGAAAACAGAUUUGCUUCUGGCAAUACUUUCUGAUGACAUGCAUAUUACCAAUGUGUGUCUUAAAAUGUUUCCAUGUCCAUGUCAAUAAAUGGGUUAGUUUGCUCAUUUAAUGCUAACAUAGACAAGUCUCAGUGAGCCCCAGCAAAGCAUUUGUUUUGCACCCUCCCACAUUGCUACUUCCAUCCUUCAUGAACAGGAGAACUUUUGCUGAAUAUGCUUUCUGUUUCAAUGGCUAUUAUCUAAAUUUUACCUGAGAACCAGGAAUCCUGGUUUAAAACUACCAAUGGCUGCUUCUAAACAAGCCAACCACAAACAAUAAGGUAUGAAAUUUACUUGUUUAGCCACUGCUAGGUGUAAAUCAGUAUUCUUGUUUGUGUUACAUAUGAACAAGGCUUAGCAUUAUAUGCAAAGUAAAUUCUACAGAACUUAUCCCAGCCACAUGGGAAGAAAGGACCGUUAUGAUGAGGCACCGAAUAUAGCAUUACUUGCAAAUCAGUCCAGUGGUUGAGAUGAAAAUUGGGGCUAUCCUUAUCUCGGUACUAAAAUGCACCUAACCCUUCUGAAAUUGGAGUGAAAUGCAUUUCCUAACUUGGGUCAUUCAUUUGAAAUGAUCCUUCAGUCAGUGAUCCAGGUUUAGGUCUUGGGUUUAGGGCUUAGGUUUAAUAAUAUUAGUCACAUCCAAGUACCUAAUACAAACCAGAUGAUGUACAGAUAUGAAAGCAACACUGCCUUGCAUAUGAGCCUGUUAUCUUGUGUUGUGUGAUAGGAUUACUUUAUUUCAUAGAAUCACAUUUGUAACUGAAUGGAAACUCAGACUUUUGCAUUUCAUCAUCUGUCAAGAACAUUUAGACAAAAUAGCUUCUGUUAAAGAUGUUCUGUCUUUAACUUUGUCUUCAGGAUAUAUGUGCAGCCCUGUGGUCUUGGAUAAAGACGGUGUCAGUGCUGCGGUCAUAACUGCAGAGAUGGCUGCUUUUCUGGAAACCAAGAAAUUGACUUUGUCUCAGCAGUUGAAAAACAUUUACAAUGAGUGAGUUUACAAUGAGCAUUUCAUAGUAUACUUCAUAUAUUUUCUACAUACAAGGUACAUGGAGCUCACGGGUAACUAUUUUGCCUUCAAAGGUACGGCUACCAUGUUACUAAAGCUUCCUAUUUUAUCUGUCACGAUCAGAAGAUUAUUAAGGAGCUAUUUGAGAAGCUUAGAAAUUAUGAUGGGAAGAACACUUAUCCAAAGACCUGUGGGAGAUUUGCAGUGUCUGGAGUACGGGAUCUCACUACUGGCUAUGACAGUAAUGAGACUGAUAAAAAAGCUGUAAGUACCGUAUUUUUCGCUCUAUGGGACGCACCGGACCAUAGGAGGGGGAGAACGGGGGGGGAAUUCUCCCCCUCUCUGCUCAGCGCCCCUUCAGCGAAGCGGGAGGAGAAACAGAGCCCCUUCCAUUUCUCCUCCCGCUUCGCUGAAGGGGCACUGCGCAGAGAGGGAAAACUGUGCAGCGCCUCUCCAGCGAAGCGAAGCCUGGAGAGCAAGAGGGAUCGGUGUGCACCGACCCCUCUCGCUCUCCAGGCUUCAGGCAGCUAUCCGCAAGCCUUCGGAGCGCAGCAGGAGUUCCCGCUGCGCUCCGAAGGCUUGCGGAUAGCUGCCUGAAGCCCCCGGAGCGCAGUGGGAGUUCUCUGUUCUCUGGGGGCUUCAGGCGGCUUCAGUGAAAGCAAUGCAAAGCCUCCGGAGCGCGGGGGGAUCUCUCCCUCUGCGCUUCGGAGGCUUCGCGUUGCUGUCGCUGAAGCCAAGGAGCCUGCAUUUGCUCCAUAGGAUGCACACACAUUUCCCCUUCAUUUUUGGAGGGGGAAAAGUGCAUCCUAUAGAGCAAAAAAUGCACUAGCUGGAACUUUUUGUUCUUUUAUUUCUAGGAGACUGUUGCUCCCUGAAUGAUGUCCUCAUCCUAAAUUCCUUUAUUUGGAAAUAAGUCUCAUUGAUUUUAUUCCAGCCAACUAAAAAGGAGUCCUAUGACAUCUUAAAGACUAAGGGAAGAAUUCAACGUCACACUGUUCUGAUAAGCGCUUCUGAUUGUCAUAGGGAACUAUCCCCCUUCUCCUCCCCUCAUCUAUAUUUGUUUGAGGACCAAGGCAGAAAUUAGUGGAACAAAAUGCUUCAAAAAGUGAACUGGCAGCUGAAAACAGAGCUCAGGAAGCAGGGCAAAUCCCAUCCCUUAAUAAGGAUAAAAAAAUUAAAAACAGUUUUGAAAUACUGUGUUUUGUGUACUGCCUUGUAAGCAAUGCUGGAGCUAAAUGCAAACAUGCACAUAGCGUUGAAUCCUGCAUGUAGAUUGCUAGCAGAAUUAGUCAAUCUAUGCUGUUCCUUUGUCAGUGCAUUUGACUGAUGGAAGAAUCUUACGAACCCAAUAGAGGUAUUGUAAGCUGCCCAGGAGAGGGAUGCAGGUGGCGCUGUGGGUUAAACCACAGAGCCUAGGACUUGCCGAUCAGAAGGUCGGCAGUUCGAAUCCCCGUGACGGGAUGAGCUCCUGUUGCUCGGUCCCUGCUCCUGCCAACCUAGCAGUUCGAAAGCACGUCAAAGUGCAAGUAGAUAAAUAGGUACCGCUCCGGCAGGAAGGUAAACAGCGUUUCCAUGUGCUGCUCUGGUUCGCCAGAAGUGGCUUAGUCAUGCUGGCCACAUGACCCGGAAGCUGUACACCGGCUCCCUUGGCCAAUAAAGCGAGAUGAGCGCUGCAACCCCAGAGUCGGUUACGACUGGACCUAAUGGUCAGGGGUCCCUUUACCUUUACCUUUAAGCUGCCUAGGUGACUUGCUGGUUUGAUCUGCAUCAUUUGCAGGUACCUGCAAAUUAGAAUAGUGUGUGUCAUAUUUGGCAUCCUAAUGCCCAAUCCUAUAUUUUCGCUCCCCCAAGAAAAAGAUAUCUCUUGAAAUCCCCCCUGUCAAUUUUUCACAUGAAGAGUCCAGGAGAGGUUAGUGCUUUAUUUCUUUAUCCCAUGAACCCCACCCUUAGAAAGCUGAUGAUUAGUCAUUACACAUUAGCGCAUAUGAGUCUAAUGCAGUUAUAGCCAAAAUUGUGACAAAUUUACCUUUUGUGGUGUUAGGUGCUUCCUACCAGUAAAAGCAGUCAAAUGAUAACAUUUACGUUUACUAAUGGAUGUGUGGCUACCAUGCGAACCAGUGGGACCGAACCCAAAAUCAAAUACUACUCAGAGCUUUGUGCACCUCCUGGAAACAGGUAUUGUUUAGGUUUAUUUAUUUUUCUGUUGCAAACCAUUGUUAAAUUUGGAUUUCUCCUACUGUAGACCUUUUCACAGAAUAGCUGUUUGAGCAGUUUUCACAGAUCUUUGUUUAACACAGUUUUGGGUCGGGUAAGCUAAAUUUCAUUGUCAUAUCCACAAAACCUCAGUCCAUUGUAUUUCAAAUGUGUAUUUUAAACCAUCUCCCCUUUGCUUUAUCCCAGCCACCACCACAGUUCAGAAUGGACUUUACCUAUUAGCAUAUCAUGAGAAUAAAUCUACUGUUUUUAAUGUGAAUGAGAAUUUGAAUAGAUUGAAACCCAGGUUUUGUUUUUGGCUUAUUUUUAGUGACUUUGAAAAGCUGAAGAAAGAACUGGAUGAACUGGUCAGUGCAAUUGAAAAAUAUUUCUUUGAGCCAGAGAAGAAUAAGCUGCAGCCCAAGCCAGAGUGAUACAGCUGUCCCUGUUUUCAUCUCUACACAAACAAUACUUUCUACAGUUAAUUGGAUAAUAUGUGUAAAGCACUUGUUUCCAUGAAUUAAGGGUGCACAAACGUGACUGUAAUUUCACUAUUUUGAAAAGUAUGUUUGCAUGUUUCAUCUGUCAUGCAUGCUCAUGUUUUGAGGGGAAAUAUGUCUUCCCUUGGCAAAUUCUCCUUCAACCAAUUUCCUGAUGAAAUUGCAUUUGGUUUUAAUAAAAUAGUUGGUAGUGCCUGUUGACACAAGGAAUGUCCCCUACAAAUGCGCUCAGUAAUGGAUGCUGAUUUUAUGUUACAAGGUUUUGCAUUCAAUUGUAAGAUUACCACUCAUACAGAUCUCCUGAGUUUCCUGAUCUAUCAUGCUUGUUUCUGUUAGAACUUUUUAAACUUUUCAGUCAUCUCACUCCUGUUGGUGUGUGCAUGUUGAAAAGUUGCCUCUUCGCUCUCUUAUAUUCUCAAACUGGUCAGUGUCUCCUAGUUUUCCAGCUUUGCUCCCCAUCCCUUGCAUGCCUAAUCUCUUUGGUUGCAAGCAUGAGAGCAAAAUCUGUUUCUCUUUUUUGACUCACAAUGCCUAGUUACUGGAAGUACUCCAGAAAUAAUUAUAAUUAUAAUUAUAAAAUGUAGGGUCUGCCUUGUCAGAAUCAGCUGCAAUAAAACCAGCACAUCAAAGAUGUGGUAUAGUCCCCAGUGCAGACAAGCCAGUAGCCUAACCUGAAACAGCACGGGCUGUUUAUCAUAUAUCUGAAUCUUGAACUUGUAACAAAACAACACUAGGUAUAGUUCUACCAAUAGCAGAGACAAUGGAUUCAGUUCUGCAAGAUGCAUAUUUCCUGUGCUUUUUUCUGGGGGGGAUGCAGGGGUACACAUAUCCCUAAACAUUUUGUGAAUUAAGUUUGGCCUCAUUGGGGGGCAGUAUUUCAAUGUAAGUAGGAAAAUGAGAGUACCCCUAAACAUUUUUUUUAGAAAAAAAGCACUGCAUAUUUCUAUAAUUAUGUAGUUAACCAGUGUAAAAAUUAUAAGAAAAUCAGACAAUUAUUCAGUCAGUUGCCCUAUAUAUUCUGAGACAGAGUUCUUUCAAAAAUCAUUGGUUCUACAGAAUAUGAUCUCUGUCUGUAUUGCUUAUUUCUGAUUACCUGCUCCUCCCCUUUACAGAUUGCUUUUGGCUUGUUUGGGUUUUGCUUUGUUAUUAUCGAGGGAACAACAUUAGCUUUAUAGCCGCUAGCUAUCUAAAGGCAAGAGUCCUGUUUUCCAUGACUGAUCCCUCCAAAUGGAAGCUGAAUAAAAAAUUACCUGUCUCAGUGAUGUCUUGCCUAGAGCAGUGGUUAUCAAACUUUUUUCCCUGAGUCACACUUUGCUCAUGCUGCCCAGAGUCUUUUCCAACACUCAUGUUUGAAUGGCAAUUCUGAAUCACAACCAGGAUUGUCCUUGAUAUCACUUGAUGCUGUUGCUCUUAUAUGGAAAAUAUAUCUAUCAGUAUUCUGCAAAUUAAAUGUUUAAAUGUCUGAUUGUCCUUGAAUCUUCCUGCCACACUUGCCACCUACCCCUGCUGCACUCUUUCAAAAUCACUGACCUGAAGUUUUGAUUACCAAAAAGACAAUUUCUUUCUUCAUGAAUGACUUGAAUGACAAAUCAGAGAUAGGAUGUGCAUUUUUUCUUGAAAUUGUUGACUGAUGUGAAGCUCUUGGAAUCCUAGCCAAUCUGUCAUCCAUGAUUGGUUUUUUAAAAGCUCAACAUACAUUUGCAUAACAGUUAUGCACUUAAUUUAUUUGACUACAUUCCGGAAGAACUGUAGAGUCUCAUUUGAUGUCGCCCAGAGUGGAUGCUGCUUAUGUAUGGCAAUGUAAAAUACUGUUUGACUCUUUAUUAAAUGAGUGUUGCAAAGUUUAUAAAA